UUUUCAGGUUUGGGAAAUGGGUCCAAUGUGCUAUUAACAGACAGGUCACAGCACAGGUCCUUGGAGAAAACUGCAUGGAGAUCCUACAAAGAAUCACAGUGUCACCACAUGCUAAAACAUCUUCACAAUGGAGCUCGAGUCACUGUGCAGAUGCCUCCAGUGAUUGAGGGACAGUGGGUCUCAACAGGAUGUGAAGUUCGAUCAGGACCAGAAUUCAUCACAAGAUCCUACAGAUUUUUUAAUAAUAAUAAUACGUUUAAAGCUUAUCAGUUUUAUUAUGGAGGAAACCAUUGUACAAAUCCCACUUAUACCUUGGUUAUUCGUGGAAAAAUCCGUCUCCGGCAAGCAUCUUGGAUCAUCCGUGGUGGGACAGAGGCUGAUUAUCAGUUGCACAGUGUACAAGUGAUACCCCAUAGUGAAAGCAUGGCCGAAAAACUCACUUGGAUGGUAAACACCACUUGUCCUGGUAUUAUACCCCCCGGAAUGCCCUGGAAAAUAGAUGGCACUUAUGAUUUGUGGAAGGAAGACAACAGCUGUAGAUGUUUGGAGGCUCUUAACUUUGCAAUGCAUGAACUUCAGCUCAUUCGUGUGGAAAAGCAGUAUUUACAUCACAACUUGGAUCAUUUAGUAGAAGAAUUGUUUCUAGGGGAUGUUCAUACUGACACCUCCCAGAGGAUGUAUUACAGGCCAUCCAGUUACCAACCGGCUUUACAAAAUGCCAAGAACCACGAUCAAUCAUGUAUCGCCUGCAGAAUCAUCUUCCGAUCUGAUGAACACCACCCUCCAAUCUUACCUCCCAAAGCUGACCUUACUAUUGGACUGAAUGGGGAAUGGGUGAGCCAACGCUGUGAGGUCCGACCAGAAGUACUCUUCCUCACCAGACACUUUAUCUUCCAUGAUAAGAAUAACACCUGGGAGGGAUAUUACUACCACUACUCAGAUCCUGUCUGCAAGCAUCCUUCAUUUACUAUCUAUGCCAAGGGGCGCUACAGCAGAGGGGUGACGUCAACUAAGGUCAUGGGGGGGACAGAAUUUGUCUUCAAAGUAAACCAUAUGAAGGUCACUCCAAUGGACUAUGCUACAGCUUCUCUACUCAACGUUUUCAAUGGUGACGAGUGUGGAGCAGAGGGUUCCUGGAAAGUAGGUGUGGAGCAAGAUGUUACUCACACAAAUGGUUGUGUGGCUUUGGGAAUAAGGCUUCCGCACACAGAAUAUGAGCUAUUUCGGAUGGAGCAAGAUGCGCGAGGAAGAUAUUUACUUUUCAAUGGCCAAAGACCAAGUGAUGGCUCUAGUCCAGAUAGACCUGAAAAGAGAGCAACAUCCUACCAAGUGCCACUAGUGCAGUGUGCCUCUUCACCACUCAGACUGGAAGAGGCAUAUAAUGGAGUCUACAAACUCGGAUCAGGAACGCACCUACUUGCAUCAUCCACAUUCAUUGGUUUUCCUUUACCAUAUUUGUGUUUAUUUGUACUACUUUAUUUUUGGACCAGCUGA
This is a messenger RNA of Staurois parvus, 1494 nucleotides long. The record is from the annotation of a GenBank genome assembly. Lineage: Eukaryota; Metazoa; Chordata; Amphibia; Anura; Ranidae.